AUGGCAAACACAGCUUCGACAAUUUGGCCUAACGAACAACAACCACUGCAGCAACAACCUCAACAAUCAGUGCCAAACAGCUCCUGGCAUUCUUCAGGGUCCAUAGGGCCUUUUUUCGCUGUUAUCUCUGUGUUAACCGUUCUCGCAAUUCUUUCGUGUUUAGUGGGAAGGUAUUGUAGGAAUCGGAAGCCUGCAACGCCGUUGGAUAACAUUAAACAGAGAGAUUGCAGCUUUGGGUGGCUGAGGAGCAAAUUAUGCUGGCGGAGCUGUUCGAAUUGUGGUGAAAGUACUAAUAAUGAUGACGGUAAGGGGCAAGAUGUUUAA
Messenger RNA from Solanum dulcamara, 324 nucleotides. RefSeq lists its product as uncharacterized. The record is from RefSeq and is a predicted model, not a curated record. The transcript has a single exon. Lineage: Eukaryota; Viridiplantae; Streptophyta; Magnoliopsida; Solanales; Solanaceae. The coding region runs from base 1 to 324 and encodes 107 amino acids.